AUACUCAAACCAACCCAUCUGGCACCAGCAUCCAUGACACAAACUGGUCCAAAAAAAUCUUGAUUAUGUAAUGCCACUCCCUUGUGUGCAGGUGACCUAUUUUAAUAUGUUUUUCUGUCAGUCAGUCUCUUCCUGCAUAGUUAUGAAGGUGUUAUUCUUUAGCGGAAGUUUUAUUCACAGCUUUUCACGCUUUUGAAAGAAGACACUGGGUAGUUACUGGCGUUAGUUGCUUUUGUGAGUAAAAAUCUUGCUUUAGGGUAUUUGUACUAUGUACAGGUCAAUCUUGUAGAAAAUGAUUUUAAUUUUUUCCUUCCUGCUGUGCACAUCUAUCAAUCUUUCAUCCAGUGAAGAUGAUACUUGGCAGGAGCCACUAAGAACUGUUGAAGUUGGAGGCAGUGUUAAUCUAACGUGUCAAUUUACAGAAAAGAGAAUAACCACUAUUAUAUGGCUCAGACAAAAGCUUGGAGAGAAGCCACAUGUAAUUGCUACAUCAUAUCAGCUUCAACCUGCAACGUUUUAUCAAGAAUUUGAAAACAACAUCCGCUUUGAUAUAGAAAUCAAACCUUUCAUGUUUAAUCUGAGAAUCUCAAAUGCAAAACUAUCAGACUCAGCCACUUACUACUGUGCUAUCACAUUUCUUUAUGAUAUCACAUUUGGACAAGGCACUGUUCUAAUCGUGAAAGAUCAGUCAUUAAAAAUCAGCACAGUUACCCAGCAGGAAAAGGUUCAGAUGGUUGAACCAGGAGACCCUGUGUCUCCGUGUACAGUCGUCACUAAUCGCUGUGCAGGAGAUGACAGUGUAUACUGGUUCAGACGCGACUCAGAUGAUUCCCAGUCAGGGCUCAUUUACACUCAAAGACAAAGCAGUGGCCAGUGUGAGACAAGCUUCACUGCUAAUUCUCCUACACAGACGUGUGUUUACAGUCUCCCCAAGAACAUCACCCUCUCUGAUGGUGGAAUGUACUAUUGUGCUGUGGCUGCAUGUGAAGAGAUUCUGUUUGGGAAUAGAACUAAGGUGACCCUCAAAGAUGCUCCUUUUCAGAUUGAGGUUCUAGUCCUUCUCUCCAUUAUAAGAUCAGCUGUGCUUCUCUGCAUUUUUAUUGUUUGUCUCCUCUAUGUUCAUACAUAUCAUUAAUCAAAGUUGUAAAUGUUUUUCUUUGUAAAGGACUUUUGCUAACAGCCUGUAUUUGUAAGCUUUAUGGCUAUGGUUAUGCGUAUUUGCAAAUUAAGUGUAAGGUUACUUUUUUCUUUUCUUAAAAAACAAACAAACAAACAAACAAACAAACAAACAAACAAACAAACAAACAAAAAUUCAUAAAGGUUAAAAAAAGUAAAAAAAAAAAUUACAAACAUUAAUUUCAUGAUCUACAACAGUUAGUUCUGGUGCACUGAUUUGAUUGGACAAGUGACAUCCCAAGUGUGCUGAUAUUUCGUUUAACCACAUUGGUACAUUUUACUGUUUGUAUCACUCUGCUCAUCUGUGUUCACUACAUAAAAUCUAACUUCUAACAAUAGUUCAUUACAUUGAAGCCAUUACUGCACUUACUAUGGGCUGUCAGUCAGUCUAUCUCUAACCAUUUGAUGCUUAAUUGGGAGCAAAAAUAAAUAAAAGAUUUUGCUGUA
Molecule: messenger RNA, 1623 nt
Organism: Neoarius graeffei (lesser salmon catfish)
Lineage: Eukaryota; Metazoa; Chordata; Actinopteri; Siluriformes; Ariidae
Exons: 5
Coding region: 293-1135 (280 amino acids)
Biological process (GO): response to bacterium
Source: RefSeq, a predicted model, not a curated record